AUGUCAGGGCGUGGGAAAGGUGGAAAGGGGCUCGGUAAAGGGGGUGCGAAGCGGCAUCGGAAGGUGCUCCGAGAUAAUAUCCAGGGUAUUACUAAGCCUGCUAUCCGCCGCUUGGCUCGUCGUGGAGGGGUUAAGCGAAUCUCCGGGCUGAUCUACGAGGAGACCCGUGGGGUGCUCAAGGUUUUCCUGGAGAACGUGAUCCGGGACGCCGUCACCUACACGGAGCACGCCAAGAGGAAAACCGUCACCGCUAUGGACGUCGUCUAUGCUCUCAAGCGCCAGGGCCGUACUCUCUACGGCUUCGGUGGCUAGACUUUUCCUUACACCACAUAUCACCCAAAGGCCCUUUUUAGGGCCGC
Molecule: messenger RNA, 359 nt
Organism: Tachyglossus aculeatus (Australian echidna)
Lineage: Eukaryota; Metazoa; Chordata; Mammalia; Monotremata; Tachyglossidae
Product: histone H4
Exons: 1
Coding region: 1-312 (103 amino acids)
Biological process (GO): nucleosome assembly
Cellular component (GO): nucleosome
Molecular function (GO): DNA binding; protein heterodimerization activity; structural constituent of chromatin
Source: RefSeq, a predicted model, not a curated record